Messenger RNA from Spea bombifrons (plains spadefoot toad), 1561 nucleotides. RefSeq names its product syndecan binding protein (gene SDCBP). Lineage: Eukaryota; Metazoa; Chordata; Amphibia; Anura; Pelobatidae. Bases 157 to 1044 code for a protein of 295 amino acids. The transcript is spliced from 9 exons. Gene Ontology annotation, molecular function: protein binding. Gene Ontology annotation, cellular component: cytoplasm; plasma membrane. The record is from RefSeq and is a predicted model, not a curated record.
CCUGUCUUUGUCUUCCUCCCUGUAUGACCGUAAGCGUCUGACGUCAUCGCCUUUCCCAGCAGCACACAGUGUGAAGGUUCCUCCUGAGGCUAACGGUCUGCUUUCGGUGGCAACCUCAUUAUUGUUUCUCCUUCCGCUUACAGAAGAACUUCAACAAUGUCUUUAUACCCAUCACUCGAAGACCUCAAGGUUGACAAAGUUAUUCAGGCACAGACGGCUUUUUCAACAAAUCCUGCCAACCCAGCAAUUUUGUCGGAAGCUUCAGCCUCAGCACCCCAACCCAUAGGGCUGUACCCUAAACUUUAUCCUGAACUUGCCCAGUAUAUGGGCUUAAGUUUGAGUGAAGAUGAAAUACACAAAAAUAUGUCACUGGUUCCAUCCGAUGGGCUCCAGGUUGCAAGACCAUCAGCCCUGAACAACAUGGUGGCCCCAGUGAGUGGAAGUGAUGUUGGAAUCAGAAGGGCAGAAAUAAAACAGGGGCUCCGUGAAAUAAUACUGUGCAAAGACCAGGAUGGAAAAAUUGGCCUCCGUCUGAAAUCUGUUGAUAAUGGUAUUUUUGUACAACUUGUUCAAGCCAACUCUCCAGCAUCCCUGGUCGGCCUGAAAUUUGGUGACCAGGUUUUGCAGAUAAAUGGUGAAAACUGUGCUGGCUGGAGUUCUGACAAAUCUCAUAAAUUUUUAAAGCAGGCUGGUGGAGACAGAAUUUCUAUGGUUGUUCGAGACAGACCAUUUGAACGCACAAUAACCAUGCACAAGGAUAGUACUGGACAUGUUGGCUUUAUUUUCAAAAAUGGUAAAAUCACCUCCAUUGUCAAGGAUGGCUCUGCAGCAAGAAAUGGUCUCCUUACUGAUCAUAACCUUUGUGAAAUUAAUGGCCAGAAUGUAAUUGGACUAAAGGAUUCCCAGGUUGCUGACUUACUUGCUGCAUCCCCAAAUGUGGUGACUCUUACAAUUAUGCCAUCCUACAUCUUUGAACACAUGAUAAAGAGAAUGGCUUCAAGUAUUAUGAAGAACUUAAUGGACCAUGGUGUUCCUGAGGUUUAAAAGUAAUAGUUGCUUUUUUGCCUGGAUGUAUAAUCUUGACUGAGCUUGGACUUGUUUUACAUGGCAGCCAUCAAGAUAUGAGACCAAGAUUUUUCCUAACACUGCAUGUUAACAUUUGCAUUCUGUAAUCCUGCAGGGCCUAUUUCAGUCAGAUCUAGAUCUGUUAUGUGCUACUCUACUAUUUAGGUAGGAAACUGCAAUUCUGUGAAAUCAAUGAUGGGUUUAAUAAAUACCGUUUCCUGUCAUGUAUGCUCUGAAUUAAGAUAUCAAUAAAAUGUAUUCGUUAAACAUCCUACUUUUACUCCUAAACGUACAGUAUCCUGAAAAUUCUGCUGUCCGCAUACAAUUAUCUGUUUUCUUAAAACAAACAAAUGCACUAUGCUUUGAUUGACAAAUCAUUUUAGAAAGGAAAGUGUGCCUGAAAAUGCUGUAAUUUUAUAUCACGUGUACAAGAUAGCUAUUUUCAUAUGUAUGGCUAAUGUAAAAAUCGCUUGCAAUAAAAUAAGACUUCAUUUCA